CCAAGUCUCAUAUCCUCUAUAAACUUGAUUGAUAGUACAAUCUCGAUCUCAUCACGAAUAACAACAAUAAUUUCCUUCCUUUUCUUUUUAGCUAAUUUUGCCAUACAAAAUCUGGAUCAUUACUACUACUACUAGUAUAGUACAUGGCUUCCUCAAUAUCAUCCUCCAUUGACUUCUCCAAACCUAAGUCAACUCUCUUGAUCAUCAUUCUGCUUCUCAUUUUCCUUCUCCAAUGCUCAAACAUCUAUUGCCAUGGAGGAAGUCACGAUGGCGGCGACGAACAAAACAGUGAUCCUACCACUACUUCUAGUGAUCAAUCCAACGGUAGUAGUAAUGGUAGUACUGAUUUGCGUCGAAAAGGGCUCAUUUUGGUCAAAAUAUGGUGUUUGAUCAUCAUGUUCUUCAGCACAUUCGCCGGUGGAGUUUCGCCUUAUUUUUAUCGAUGGAAUGAAACUUUUUUGUUACUAGGAACUCAAUUUGCUGGAGGGGUAUUUCUUGGAACUUCAUUGAUGCAUUUCUUGAGCGAUUCCGACGCGACUUUUCACGAUCUGACCCCGAAAAGUUACCCUUUCGCCUUCAUGUUAGCCUCCUCCGGGUAUCUUCUUACCAUGCUUGGAGAUUGCAUCAUUAUGUAUGUCACGGUUCGGGCAACUGAUGAUCAUCAUCAGAAAGAUGCUGCAAGAAUCGAAGUUGAUAAAUCCGAUGAUCACCAUCAACCGGUGGUCGGAAAUAAAGAGGGAAUGAUGAUUCAUCAUGAUCAUCAAAACCCGGUUUUCACAAAGACAAGUUCGGUUGGGGACACAAUAUUACUGAUCUUGGCCCUUUGUUUUCAUUCGGUUUUUGAGGGUAUUGCUGUUGGAGUUUCAGAGACCAAGUCAGAGGCAUGGAGAAACCUGUGGACAAUUUCACUACACAAGAUAUUUGCAGCAAUUGCAAUGGGAAUAGCGCUUCUGAGAAUGAUACCAAAGAGGCCAUUCAUUACAACAGUGGCUUAUUCAUUUGCUUUUGCCAUUUCAAGCCCAAUUGGAGUUGGAAUUGGAAUAGCCAUUGAUGCCACAACUGAAGGAGCCACAGCUGAUUGGAUAUAUGCAAUCUCAAUGGGAUUGGCCUGUGGGGUUUUCAUCUAUGUGGCCAUCAAUCAUCUCAUUUCUAAGGGUUUCAAACCACAGUCUAAGCUUUACUUUGAUUCCCCAUUUUUCAAGCUUCUUGCUGUUCUUUUAGGCGUGGGAGUCAUUGCUGUCGUUAUGAUCUGGGAUUGAGUUGUUAAUUUUGUAUUCAUUUUCUGUAAUUCGGUUCGUCCAGUUUGUUGAUUUCUUUACUAUCCAUCCAUAUACUGUAGUGUUGCAUUUCAUAACUUCUCAUUUUCUCGAAUAUACAUACAAAUCGAGGUUUGUUGAUUUGAACCCUACUUAAAACAUCGUCUGAAUUUUCGUUAGUUUAAGGAAACUAUUUGCCAUUUUCUCAUGAUAUUGGAGAACAGUUUAUU
This is a messenger RNA of Oldenlandia corymbosa var. corymbosa, 1486 nucleotides long. The record is from the annotation of a GenBank genome assembly. NCBI's taxonomy places the organism in Eukaryota, Viridiplantae, Streptophyta, Magnoliopsida, Gentianales, Rubiaceae.